Molecule: messenger RNA, 537 nt
Organism: Morchella importuna
Lineage: Eukaryota; Fungi; Ascomycota; Pezizomycetes; Pezizales; Morchellaceae
Exons: 2
Coding region: 1-537 (178 amino acids)
Source: RefSeq, a predicted model, not a curated record
AUGAACUACCUAGGCCUCCUCUUCCUCUUCCCCUUCCUCACCACCGCCCACGUACUCAUGUCCUCCCCGCCGUCGCUCGGCUACGCAAAGAACCAAUACGUAACCUCGCCCGACUACGACCUCAACUUCCCUAUCAAGGGCGCGCAAUUCCCGUGCAAAGAGUACCACAAGGACUUUGCGCGCGGCGCCGGGAGGAGCGUGGCUACCUGGCCCGCGGGGAGUUCCUGCCCCGCCGAGAACACGCCCUUCAACUUCGCCAUCCCGCCCUCGGCACCCUCUGGCGCCGCGCUCUUCGCCUGGACGUGGUUCAACAAGAUCGGCAACCGCGAGAUGUAUAUGAACUGCGCGGUCGUGACCAUCACUGGCGGCGGCAGCGGGUUCGCGAGCAUGGUGGACAACCCGCGCAUCUUCGUGGCCCAGAUCGGCACGAAUGCGUGUACGGUGAAGGAGGGCGUGCCGGUGGACUUUCCGAACCCGGGCGCCGUGGUGGUGAGAGGGGAGAGGGGGUCGCCGCCGAAUGGGACGGGGUGUGUGUAG